Camelina sativa (false flax) is the source of this 956-nucleotide messenger RNA. Its product is annotated as mitochondrial metalloendopeptidase OMA1-like. Gene Ontology annotation, molecular function: metalloendopeptidase activity. Gene Ontology annotation, cellular component: membrane. Lineage: Eukaryota; Viridiplantae; Streptophyta; Magnoliopsida; Brassicales; Brassicaceae. The record is from RefSeq and is a predicted model, not a curated record.
AUGAUUCGUAAAGGAUUAGAUGAGAUUGUGGAGAAGCCGAGAAGGUGUUUGAGUAACGAGCGUGUGUGGUCUGAUUUAGGGUAUGCUUCUACGGAGACUACUGAUAAGGGAGUGAAGGAGACUGCAAUGGCUACAAGUGGUGGUGAAGAAGGGACUAUGACUGAUAUGAAAUGGAAGAAAGAUUCACAUGCUCAUGGAGCCACCUCUCAUCUUGAAGGGAUUAAUGGGGAGGUUCUUGUGGUUAAUCAGCCUGAUGUUAAUGCGUUUAGUAUGCCUGGUGGAAAGAUUGUGGUGUUUACUGGCCUGCUUAAUCAGUUCAAGUCAGAUGCUGAAGUUGCCACUGUGAUUGGCCAUGAGGUUGGUCAUGCGGUGGCUCGACAUAUAGCUGAGGGAAUAACAAAGAACUUAUGGUUUGCAAUCCUUCAACUCGUGCUCUAUCAGUUUGUCAUGCCUGAUCUUGUAAAAACUAUAUAUGUCUGCUCUUUUCUUGAAGCUUCCUUUCUCCAGAAAAGAUGGAGAUGGAAGGCGGAUUACAUUGGUUUGUUGUUGCUUGCAUCUACGGGAUAUGACCCACGAGUAGCUCCCACAGUGUAUGAGAAGCUGGGAAAGCUCGGUGGAGACAAACUCGGAGACUAUCUAUCGACACAUCCCUCAGGGAAAACGAGGUCAAAGCUUUUGGCUCAAGCAAAUGUGAUGGAAGAAGCACUAAUGAUCUAUAGAAAAAUCCAAUCAGGUCGCCAAGGCAUAGAAGGCUUUCUUUAGCCUUUCUCUACUCAUCUUUCAGCUUGCGUCUGUACAUUAUUUACCCUCCAGCUUUCAUGUUAUGUUAGUAUGUUCUUAUCCUUAAAUUGAUUAAUGCAAUUAAAAGUGAUUCUGAUUGAGACAUAUAGUUGAAUAGUUUGGUGUAGAUGAGUAUCUUUUUACAUAGAAAAUGCAAAUGGUGGGAGUAGGAAAAU